Parus major (Great Tit) is the source of this 423-nucleotide messenger RNA. Its product is annotated as histone H2A-beta, sperm-like. NCBI's taxonomy places the organism in Eukaryota, Metazoa, Chordata, Aves, Passeriformes, Paridae. The record is from RefSeq and is a predicted model, not a curated record. Gene Ontology annotation, cellular component: nucleosome. Gene Ontology annotation, molecular function: DNA binding; protein heterodimerization activity; structural constituent of chromatin. The transcript has a single exon. Bases 1 to 423 code for a protein of 140 amino acids.
AUGUCUGGACGUGGAAAGAAAAAAGUAGUGGCUGGCAACCCUAGAAGUGCAUCAAAGAAAAGCAAAUCAGCCAAGGCAGGUCUGCAGUUCCCUGUGGGCCGUAUCUACAGACUGCUCCGAAGAGGGAAGUAUGCUCAUAGGAUUGGUUCUGGUGCUGCCAUCUACCUGGCUGCAGUGAUGGAGUACAUGGCAGCAGAGGUCCUGGAGCUGGCAGGGAAUGCUGCACGUGAAAACAAGAAGACAAGGAUCCUGCCCAGGCACAUUCAGCUGGCUGUGAGAAAUGAUGAUGAGCUGAACAAGUUCUUUGCCUGUGUGACCAUUCCUCAAGGCGGGGUUAUGCCUAAUAUCCUUUCUCAGCUCCUUCCAAAGAAAACCAGUAGAAAUGUUUCUUCUUCUCAAGAAUAUGGUGGUGGUAGCCAGUGA